Cygnus atratus (black swan) is the source of this 2781-nucleotide messenger RNA. RefSeq names its product family with sequence similarity 117 member A (gene FAM117A). The record is from RefSeq and is a predicted model, not a curated record. Lineage: Eukaryota; Metazoa; Chordata; Aves; Anseriformes; Anatidae. The coding region runs from base 550 to 1596 and encodes 348 amino acids. The transcript has 11 exons.
GCCUUCCCGCGGCGGCCAUCUUAGGGCCGGGCAGAGGCGGCUUCCCGGAGCGGUUUGGGGGCGGCCGGCGGUGUAGCCGAUCUCCUGUGAGAUGUUGAAAGGGAAACCUGAAGAAGGAGUCGAGAUGAAAGCUCUCUGCUUCUGCCUAAGCAGAGAAGAAUGGGGAGCAGUAUAUGUGGCACCAUCUCAGUCCAGCCCCGGGGGCUAGAGUUUCAGAAAGACUGGGAUAAUGUUUGAGUGCUGCAACUAUCCAGAGCAUUGUUACACAGAUACGAAGAUCCAGGACGGCUGCUUCAUUUUACUUUCACGUCUUCUGAAGGACAAGCAUCGGGGUCACAGCAGCGAGACGAUGAGAUGCCUGGGGUAGCGGGUGGAAGGAACGCGAGCAGCGGCAGAGGAUGCUGAAGCGUUCCCUGUGCUGCUGCUGGGGAGAAGACGUGCCGGCCCCGGCAGCCCCGCGUGCGGCGCACCUCCUCGCUGGACACCAUCGUGGGCUCCUACCUGCUGGGACAGUGGCCGCGGGAUGCCGAAGGAGCUUCGGCUUCGUGCAUGAAUGACAAAGCUACCCAGACUCCGGUGUCCUGGCAUGACGCGGAAGUGGGGAAAGCCAGCUCCAGUUCUCACAAGCGUUCUGCUUCUUGGGGUAGCACAGAUCACCGCAGAGAGAUUGCCAAACUGAAGCAACAGCUCCAGCGAACAAAGCUAAAUGGCAGAAGUGGCAAAGAAAAGGAGAAGAGCUCCCCGCUCCAGGGGGACCAUGCUGUCCUCGGAUCGCUCAGGGACUCUCCUUCAGGCUUCCUUUCUUCAUCUGCUAUUCUGAGGCUCAGCCCCUGCUUGCAUAGGAGCCUGGAAGGGCUAAACCAGGAACUGGAGGAAGUGUUUGUGAAGGAACAGGGAGAUGAAGAGCUUUUGAGGAUUUUGGAUGUCCCAGACGGCCACAGGGCACCAGCGCCUGCCCGGAGAGGCUCUGGAGAUGCAGCCCUGACUCUGGAGCCCGGCAGCGGCAGCUGCAGCAGCCUCUCGCUUUCUCCUUCCCCUUCCGUGCCUCUCCGCCUUUCUCCACACACCCCAGGGAGGCUGGCGGCGGAAGAGCUCGCUGCUGCGGAUGAGGUGCAGCCAGAUCCAAAGGAGAAAGAGGAGGGCAGCCCGUCUCCAGUCCUGGCCUUUGCUUCUUCUCCUCGGCCCAACCACAGCUACAUGUUUAAACGGGAACCUCCCGAGGGAUGCGAGAAAGUCCGUGCCUUUGAAGAAGCCUCCUCCCCCGGCCCCGAGCAGAGCUUCCAGCCUUCCUGCCCGGAUAAGAACAAAGUGCACUUCAACCCCACCGGCUCUGCCUUCUGCCCCGUCAGCCUGGUGAAGCCUCUCUUCCCCAACGUGGGCUUCCUCUUCAGGGGCUUCCCGGCGUCUUCCAGCCCUGGCGCGGGCCCGUUCGCAUCCUGCCAGCCCACGGCCCCCUCCCCGUUCCUCGGGGUGCGGAAGGACGCUGCGGUCGACGGCUUCAGCGACGUCUCCAAGUCGCCCGCGCUGAAUUACGAACACUGGAAGCGCGGCCAGCCGGAGGAGAGCGUCGUCUUCCACAGCUCCCUGGUGGUGUGAAGCCCAGGGGAAGGUAAGCCAGCGGCAGCAGCUCUGGCUCCUCCGUGCGUCUCGGCCAGCCCGUGGAGACAAAGUGCCUUGAAGGUGGGACUUGAGAGCCACGAGGCAGCCCCGGGAUUGAGACACCACAGCGGGCUUCCUCCGAGGACGGUAGGAACUGCGAAGUACCGCGCGCCACGGGCCUCCUCGCUGCGAGAGGGGCUCGUUUCUCCAAGCCUCCCCCGUUCGAAGCACUUUCCUGCGUUGAAUUGUCGUCGUUUCCUGCGUGAUUGUUCCGCUGGUGAAGAGCAGCGCCCAGCAGAGGCAGAGCCGGGCUCCCCGGGCUCCGAACGCAGCCGAGCCGGGGAAGAUUCAGGUGAAGCCUCCCGGCACUUCUCCCCCCCCUGCGGGUGGCUGCCACCUGCUGAACCCUGCGGAGGGGGAAGGGGGGAGAAGGGGCUCGGAGGGUGGCUGCCCCCGGACGCGGGGAGCAGGAGUCGAGGCUCACCUGCGCGAGUAAAUCGGCUCCUCGCGUGGUGCAGGGAGCGCUGGAGAGCGGCGCGUCCCUGCCCCUGCCUCCCUGGGUACCUUUACCCUGCGAAACAAGCCUGAGGGGGUAAAGGAAAGAAGCUUUAAGGAGCCUCGAGGAGAAACUGUGCCGAAAGGGGAGGGCGCAGGUGCCUGAACGCUGCCUCCCAGCGGGUCUGUGCUGGGGAAAAUGGCCUUAUGGGGGGGAAGGGGACACGCUGCUGCCCUGCGGUUGUGUCCCCCGGCCCUCCUGCGGGGGGGCAGAGGUGGCUGUGGGGUCGUGGUGCUGCGGGAGGAGGGGAUGGAAGCGAGAAGCAGCAGUGUCCGGGGGGGGGGGGCACAAACCCUUGCUGCUCGCCAGCCGCGGGCCCGGAUGGGGUCAGGACCCCCCCACUCCAUGGGGACCCCGCUCCCGGAGCCUCAGCAGCGCGAGGGUGGGGGUGGGGGGGUGCCGGCAGCGAGGCCGCCCCUCCCGUGCCCGUUCCUGGUCCCUCCCGCGGCCGGCGCGGUUCUGCCUCUUCCCGAGCCGUUCCGCAGCCGUUUGGGUUCCGUGCUGGGAGCCCCGAGGAGGAGCCCGGCGGCGUUGGGCGCUGGCUGCAGGUCGGGUUUGCGUUGCGGACGCCGGCGCUGCCGGUUCUAAAAGGAGAAAAAAAUAAAUAAAAAUAAAGGAUUUCGGGC